AAUUGAUCACUCGAAUGAGACAAGCUUGCUGAAAUACUGUGUCCUUAACAUGCUCCUACUACGAUAAAGUGGUAAACCUUCAAAUUUUACCGGUAUAUUUCCUUUCGGAUUUCCGUUACUCCUCACAGUCCUGCUUUUAAACAAGACGAGUCAACACCCUGCUUAAGUUUCGCUCUUUUGAGGCAUUUCCCCAUUACUUUCGGCGUACAUCGUUUUAGCCGUUGUAGGCAAGGGGAGAAAAGGAAGAAAAAAAAGGGAAGAUUGUAUCAAUAAUUUCAGAAUUAUAAUAAAGAAAAAUGCCUAUUCUUGAGUUCGUCACAAACAUUUCUUCCACAUCAUUGGCGGAUGGAUUUAUGGACAGGACAGCAAAGUUUACAGCAGAGAGGCUCGGGACACCGUCAAAGGCUGUUGUCGUGAUGAUCAACCAAGCGGACAUGUUCAGAUUCAACAGCGACGAGCCGUGUAUGCUGAUCAAACUGGCAUGCGUCGACGCUUUCAACGACCAGGAGAAUAAUAGAGAGUUCAGCAAGGACUUCAUCGACUACGCUGCAGCAGAAUUCAACAUACCUGCAGAAAGAAUAAACCUCUUAAUGGAAAACCAGUCAGUAUGGCGAAUCGGUUUACCAGACGGCCGUCUCCUUGGCGACAGGAUGAAAGGCGGGAAAUAACAAUGGAAAAUCCGACCAUCAAUAACAAGAGACAGAGCGUCUUGUAUGAGAACAGAACUCUGGCCAUGAUGGCAGAUUCGAACCAAAAAAUUUUCUCGAAGAAAACUUUUUUUUAGAGAGAAAUUGAGACCUCUCAUUCCAUGAAAUAUAUGAUUAAUAAUCAUUGUUAAUUGCUGUAUUUCAUAGAUUUAUUUAUUCUGAAAAUUGAAUUACUUAUUCAUCUAUUCGAUAUAAUUAACUAGUGAUUUUUGUGGAUUCAUUUGUUUCAUUUUCUUCAUAUAUCCAAACUUAUUCGCUUUAUUUUUAUUCUUCUUCUAACUAAUUGAUCUAUAUGCACCCACAUGUAUCUUAUUUAUUCAUUUGCUCAUAGUUCAUUUGGCUCAGUGUUUCUGUAUCUAUUUGCUAUUUAUUCCUGUAUGUCCCGACUUCAUAACUGGUCCAAUGAUGCAAAAAUAUUUGCCCAUGCUGAAAAGCAAUGAUCAUCAAAUUACCCUACAAUGUGUAUAAGUGUGAAGCAUUCAUUAUUCUUUAUCUAUUCAUUUAUCUAUUCAGUCCUUUUUAUUAUGUACAUACUACCUUCAUGUAGACGCUUCGCGUUUAUGCAUGCUUAUUAUCUUUAGCACUUAAAAGCUCCUCCAAUAUUCAUAAUUGUUUUAAUAUGUCACCUUGAAAUACAUUUCGUUCAUUACCCGAACACUUCAGGACAUUGAUGGGUAUAAUAUUGGCAAUAUAGGCUUGGAAUACCUGGCUAUUAUGCCCAAGGAUGUUUUCAUCAGUAUAUAUUCUAUAAAUUGCCAGGUAUAAAACUAAUUGCUAGAUAAUAUAAUUGAAAUGGGAUUAUCGUUAUCAUUUGGUUGACUGGAGCUAUAGAUUACAUUUUCGUCGAAUUAUGUGAUGAGUGAUAUUCAGUGGAUAUAUGUCCACGGACUAUAGAUCACAUUUAUGAUUCCCGCCGAGGGGGGUAGCGGGUGGGUGAGGAGAGGGGAGGUGUGAUCAGCUUCUGCAUCACCACCCCUGGGGCCCGUCUUACAAAGAGUUACGAUUGAUCCAAUCGGUCGUAACUCUAUGGAAGUCCAUAAGUGUCAUUUUUUUCUACAGGAUAUUUGUGCAAUGUCCUUUGUAAACAAAAAGAAGCACAUGGAAUCUUCAAGAAAACAAUGAAUGCAUGAAUAUAAACCAUUAUAGCUAAAAAAUAUUUUGAACAAACAUGCAUAAUAGAUGUUGACGUUGCUGGCCGUCCAUUGUUGCGAUUGAUCAGAUCAAUCACAACUCUUUGUAAGACGUGGCCCUGAUCUUUCAUUGAUAAGAUUGAAGAUGAUGAAGAUGUGUACGAUAUGUGUUUCAUUAAUUGAAUUACAUUUUAAUGUAUUCAGUGAUCUACAAAUAAACAUGUAAAACAUUGGA
Messenger RNA from Lytechinus variegatus (green sea urchin), 2072 nucleotides. RefSeq lists its product as uncharacterized. Gene Ontology annotation, molecular function: phenylpyruvate tautomerase activity. The coding region runs from base 297 to 668 and encodes 123 amino acids. The transcript is spliced from 3 exons. NCBI's taxonomy places the organism in Eukaryota, Metazoa, Echinodermata, Echinoidea, Temnopleuroida, Toxopneustidae. The record is from RefSeq and is a predicted model, not a curated record.